Molecule: messenger RNA, 2295 nt
Organism: Osmia bicornis bicornis
Lineage: Eukaryota; Metazoa; Arthropoda; Insecta; Hymenoptera; Megachilidae
Product: angiotensin-converting enzyme-like
Exons: 9
Coding region: 167-2104 (645 amino acids)
Biological process (GO): proteolysis
Cellular component (GO): plasma membrane
Molecular function (GO): peptidyl-dipeptidase activity; metallopeptidase activity
Source: RefSeq, a predicted model, not a curated record
GCUGUACGACAUCACUCGGCGAGUGUUCGCCAAGCAAGUGUGUAUAUUAUCGAUCGUACAAGAAAUCAUUGGUAUUCAGUUAGGUUCGUGAAAGUUGCUCCUUAAUCGACCAUAACCGUCGAUUGUUCCUUAUUGAUUCAUCGUACUUCAACCAACUUACGAAAAGAUGCUGCGCCUAUUAUUGGUAGCAGCUUUGGUAACAUUGUCGUUGGGAGUCCCCGCGCCACAGAACGAUGGAACCGAAGUACCAGAAGGGUUAGAUGACCUACAGAAAAGGGCCACCGAAUUCUUGAGCCGAGUCGACAAAUUAUACGCCGAAUGGAAUAACAAACAAACGUUGGCGGAUUGGGAAUAUGCGUCGAACUUGACCCCAGGAAACUUGGCGAAAAAGUUGAACGUGUCCUCGGAAGCGGCGCGUGUCACUAAAUCUAUCUGGAAGGAAGUGAACGAGUUCCCUUGGAGGGACAUCAAGGAUGAAAACAUCAGGAGACAGUUUUCGAAGCUCAGCGUUUUGGGCACUGCAGCUCUUCCUGAAGACCUGUUCCAAGAGUACGAAAAAAUUAUAAGUGAUAUGGAGAAUAUAUAUGCCACUGCAAAAAUCUGUGAUUACAAAGAUCGAAGUAAAUGCAAUCUCGCUCUUGAGCCGGAACUCACGGAGAUUCUGAUGAAGAGCCGCGACCCUGAAGAACUGAAGUAUAUCUGGGUCCAAUGGAGAAAAGCGACCGGUGAAAAAAUGAAAUCAUUGUACAAGAGAUACGUAGAAUUGAGUAAUAUGGCCGCUACGUUGAACAAUUUCACCGAUAAUGCUGCUUAUUGGAUGAAAGACUAUGAAGCUGAUGACUUCCCUGAACAAAUUGACGCGCUAUGGCAACAAUUGAAACCCCUUUAUUUGCAAUUACACGCCUACGUUCGACGAGAACUUCGCAAGAAAUAUGGCGAAGACAUUGUCUCGAAGGAUGGUCCUAUUCCAGCACAUCUAUUAGGCAACAUGUGGGCCCAAGCUUGGAGUAACAUUGCAGACUUUACAAUUCCUUAUCCAGGAAAACAAUUGCCAGACGUCACUGAUGCUAUGGUCAAACAAGGAUACAAUGCAACAACCAUCUUCCGAGUCGCCGAAGAUUUCUUCACUUCCAUAAACCUUACUGCGAUGCCUGAUCUGUUUUGGGAGAGAUCCAUCCUGGAGAAGCCGAAGGAUCGUGAACUAAUCUGCCAUGCGAGCGCCUGGGACUUUUACGACAGCAAAGAUUUCAGGAUUAAACAGUGCACCAGGGUCAAUACGGAAGAUCUGUUAACCGCACACCACGAAAUGGGUCACGUAGAAUAUUAUUUACAAUAUAAAAAUCAGCCCACCGUUUAUAAAGAGGGUGCCAAUCCUGGAUUCCACGAAGCUGUCGGUGAUGUUAUAGCACUCAGCGCAUCCACUCCGAGUCAUUUGAAAAAGAUCAAUUUGUUAGAAGAUGAUUCAACUGACAGAGAAGCGAAUAUCAACCAUCUUUACCUCAAGGGACUGGAUAAAAUUAUCUUUUUACCAUUUGCAUACAUGAUGGACAAGUGGCGUUGGAACGUAUUCCAAGGGAAAGUCACUCCAGAUAAUUACAAUUGCAACUGGUGGGACCUUGCCGAAGUUUUUCAAGGUAUUGAACCCCCGGUAGAUCGCUCAGAAGACGACUUUGACCCAGGCGCGAAGUACCAUAUAGUAGCUGAUGUAGAAUACAUCAGGUAUUACGUGAGUUUCGUGGUGCAAUUCCAAUUCCACAAGUCACUUUGUAUAGAGGCGAAACAGUAUGAUCCACAAAACCCGGAUUCAAAGCCACUGCACCAAUGUGAUAUUUAUAAUAACAAGGCAGCAGGAAACUUGUUGAAAUCCAUGUUAGAACUGGGAUCCUCUAAACCUUGGCCAGAUGCGAUGGAAAAAAUCACAGGUCAAAGGAACAUGGAUUCUGCUGGUCUGCUGGAAUACUUCAAACCACUGACUGAUUGGCUCACUGAGGAAAACAAGAAAACUAAUGAAUACAUUGGAUGGAAAUCUAGAGCAAAACAAUGCGUACAAACUAGAUCAGAAAUUGCGCCUGAAACAACUGAAACAACCGACGCUAUCGAGUAAAAAACACUUUCCUUUACUCGAAACAAACAAAAACGUUCGGAUAUAAAUUAAAUUACGCGACAAACACAAAAAACACAAGGAACUUAAUUUUAUAUACACCGAACAAAUAAAAAUUAAAAAUGGCACAACUAAUGUGGAAUAAACACAUUUUGAAAUACUAAAUUUUUAAAUAAAAGUUACAUUCCGUUUUA